Messenger RNA from Zootoca vivipara (common lizard), 16525 nucleotides. It is a transcript of the gene ARHGAP23, whose product is annotated as Rho GTPase activating protein 23. Gene Ontology annotation, biological process: signal transduction. Gene Ontology annotation, molecular function: protein binding. Lineage: Eukaryota; Metazoa; Chordata; Lepidosauria; Squamata; Lacertidae. The record is from RefSeq and is a predicted model, not a curated record.
CAAAAAUCAGUUAUGUGUAAAAACUUUUUUUAUUGGAGCUUUUCAUUGCACGUUUUGAAAAUGUUUGUAAAUUGUUCAACCCCACCCUCCACUGGUGUGUCCCAUAUUUUGGGGCGUUGUGUAGGUAACAACCAUUCAGAAGCAUAAAUCUGCUGCCGGCUAAGACAGCUGACUAAAGAAUCACAUGGAAAAUUAUUACGAGCUUUAAAUAUCCUGUGAAAAUUCCCUAGCAAACGGCUCCAGCAGUCAGAAUUCCUGGCUCUCUCCUGGCUUAAUGAUGGCCAAAAUAGAAAGACCUUAGGAAAGUGUUUGGCGCUUGAGAUACGGAAGGCCUCUGCAGUGGAGGUGCUAGUGUUGAUGCUACUCACAGACUUACCAUCGCUGCAAAAAAACCUCAACUGGGAGUAAUGUUUAGAUGCCUCUUUUGUGCACAUGUGAAUAAGACCCGGUUUGUGUAAUCCAUCUGCUGCUUUCUGUCCCCCACCCCACCCCGCAAGCAGAUCAUGCCCACUUGUGCCAGCAUAAACUUUAUGCAUGAAUUAUAAGGUUCUUAUUAUAACAUUGUAAGUUUUCCAUGUGGUGAAGAAGCAUACAUGAACCUAAAGCUUGCUACCAUGCUUGUCACACCAGGCUGUUUGUGUGUGAACAUUCCUGCCUCCAGCAUUCUUUCCCUUUGAAGAAAGAUUCUUCUUCUUCUCCUUCUUCUUCUUCUUCUUCUUCUUCUUCUUCUUCUUCUUCUUCUUCUUCUUCUUCUUCUUCUUCUUCUUCUUCUUCUUCUUCUUCUUCUUCUUCUUCUUUCUCCUGGAUCAGAUAAAAUGAGCCAAGCUGCAGAUCAACUAAAAUCCCCCCUAUCAAAGUUCCCUGUGUGUUGGAACCUGUGGUCCUCUAGAUGUUGCAGGAUUACAGAAAACCAGUGUGGUAUAGUGGUUAAAGUCAUGAACGCGGUCAUGAACCUUACUGGGUGACCUUGAGCCAAUCACAGCCACUCAGCCUAACCUACCUCACAGGGCUGUUGUGGGGAUUAAAUGAGGAGUGGGAAACCAUGUACACCACCUUGAGCUCUUUGGAGAAAAAAGUGGGAUAUAAAUGCAAUAAGAAAGAAAGUAAAUAAGUAAAGUUCCCAUUGCUCUCGACCCAUUGGCUGUGCUAGCUGUGGCUGAUGGGAGCUGGAAUCCCAACAAAAUUUUGGAGGGCUGUAGGUCCUCCACCCCUGCCUUAAAUAUAUAUUCGGUACUCCCUUCCCUGUCGUCAUGACAAUGCACAAUGUUCUUUUUGUUUGCUUUUUUCGCAUCCCCUUGGACAGUUCAGUUGGAAUGCCACUGUCAUCUUCUUUCCACACCAUGGCCUAGAAAUCUAGCAAAUGAAAAGCUUGUGGUCUGUCUUAAUAAUUAUUUUUGCCUGUGUAAGAAGAGGUUUCUGUGCGGUAGUUCUAUGGGUCUACCUCCCUUGCCUAGCUUUGGCGGCUCCUGAUUGAGAGGAGUGCUGGAAUGGAAAUCCCACGGCACAGGGAGGACCAGGAACUAUGGAGUGUUACGGUUGGAUGUGGAGAGUUGGCCGGUUAAUUACCCUGCUGUGUGGCUAGAUUUUUUAAAAUUUCUGUGGAACACGCUUGAUACGUUAUUGUUCGCUCCUUGGGGCAGAGACUUGUCUUUAUUGUUGUUGUUACCCUUGCUUAUAUCAUUCUGUCAAUUGCCACGCACACGGAUGGCAUUGUGUAAACAAGCACAAGCACCAUAAUAAUAGGCUGAGGUUUAUAUAAAAAAUCAAGCUUGAGCUCCUCUGUUUCUUUGCUUCCUCCCCAAUUAGCAAGAGUUCUGUUAUUUCAUGCAUAAGCUAGAGUCGGCCAAAUCUGGCCGUGACCCUAAGUUUCCCAGUGCUCAGGAUGCAGGGAGCCAGGGGGGGUGUGGGGAGAAAGGAAAACCGCCCCCCCCAUCUCUCUCUUUCUGGCAAGUGGGUGAGCGCUUCAGCUCUGUCAAAUAAGUUCAGGAAGGAAGGAAGGAAAUUGUAUGUUCAUGCUGUGAUUUAGAAGAAAUGCAGAGGAUUUAAAAGAACAUAACACCAGCAAGAGGCAGCUACUACUAUCCCCCCGCCCUGGCGUGGACACUGAGAUGGAGUCAGCUGGAGUGGGCUGGGUCACAUAGGGGUGGGGUGGGGCAGAGAUGGCCUGAUACCUCAGAGCAGCUGCAGGGCUGUCUGUGCGGAAUGAACACGGGGAAGCUCUAUUCUCUUUCUGUCUGCCUAGCUGUCAAGUCACAACCUAGUCUCUCUGAUUUGCAUCCAUCUCAUUCCCACCAGGCAGAAUUUGCUGCCACUGCUGCCUCCUCCUCCUCUUCUCCCCAUGUAAUUAGUUUUCUCUGUACAGUCUCGGGGCUUUUUCCCUUUCUGCUUCUGCCAGUUGUAGGAAGAGGACUGUGGUAUUCUAAGGCCAGUUGCUGUUUUCUCUCUGAGUGUGUGUGCGCGCGGAGAUAUCUGGCGUGCCCGGACUUGGAAAUCCUCAAUGUUUUGCCCAUGAUACAUGAGACCAGAGACUUGAGAGAGAGAGCAACAUCUUGGAUAAGGAGGGGAAAACAAAAUACAAGCUAGCAGAUUUCCUACUGAAGUUGUAGAGAGCCGUCGAGAAGAACGUCCACGGUCCAAAGAGUGUGGAUGGAACCUAACCAGCCUGGCGCCAGGAGUUAAAAGAUCCAGUUUGAAAUCUCUCUCUAUUAACCUAUCCCGAGUUUCUUCCGAUCUGCCGGUUCUGUCACUUCAGCUUUGCUGCCUCUGUGCCAGGAAUUUCCUCAUCUGGGAGUGCAAUGGUAGAGGAAGGCACGAGCCGGGGGGAUCGGGCUCCCUGUGGUGGCGGGCCACGGGGACCCCCACGCCCUCCAGCCCCGCCGCACCAUGGCAUCUCAGUGGUGGGCAAAGCGGUGUGGAGCGUCGCACGAGCAGGGAAAGGCUGGCGCUUUGAGCGAGCUGUCGGCGUCGAUUGCAGCUUGCCCGAACCCCGUUGCAUCUGGUUGACGAGUUUGCGGAACGACAACACCGAAUGGUGGGAGAAGCGGUGGCGCCGUGCCGGGGCAGGGAUGGCUCGGCAGAAGUGCCGUGCACGACCCAGGAUAGACAGGAAUUUCACGCCGAAGCUGGGCCAGAGAGAUGGUACGCCCACAAACGCCAAUGCCCCCCCUGUGGAGUCCUUCCCCUGGGUGGGGCCGAAGACAGUGGUGCUGCACAAGAAUUUGCAGGGGGGUUACGGCUUCACCCUCCGGCACUUCAUCGUCUACCCCCCAGAAUCGGCAGUUCAUUCCAACGUGAAGGAGGAAGAAAAUGGAAACAGAACAGGUCCCUCCCGGAACCGUCUGGAACCCAUGGACACCAUCUUUGUGAAAAGCGUGAAGGAAGAUGGGCCAGCACACAAGGCUGGCCUCCGAACAGGAGACCGUCUUGUCAAAGUGAAUGGUGAAAGCAUCAUUGGGAAAACAUACUCACAGGUCAUCGGCCUCAUACAGAACUGUGAAGAUGCUUUGGAGCUCUCCAUCAUGCCCAAAGAUGAGGAUAUUCUACAGCUGGCAUAUUCUCAAGAUGCCUACUUAAAGGGCAAUGAACCAUACUCUGGAGGGGCCCAGAGCAUCCCUGAGCCACCCCCCAUCUGCUACCCUCGCAAAACAUACCCGUUCCAGUCAAAGGCCUCUCCUCGCGAUGUCCCAGCAGCUGAGACGUACCAGGGACAGCAGGUGGACAACAGACAACCCUACCAUUCGGGUUCUUCAGGCCCAUCUUCUCCUUUGAGCAGCACUGCAGUCCAGCGUAUCCCCCCCACCGCUUGGGCUGAGUCUUCACAGAACUUCAGUAGCAACCAUUCCAGCCCUGCCCACCGCACAGAGGAGGUCCAGUAUGGAAUGACCCAGAGGGUGCCUGUCACAAGGCCUCUCCCAGCAUCCGGCUCCUUUUCCCGCUACUCCAACAGCAGUUGCCCGGGUUCUAUAGCCUCCCCCUUGCCCGAGAGGUACUGUGCCCCCCCUGCUCCCUCUAUGCCCAACCACGCCUGCUACGGACCUCCCAAACAACUCCCCGACCACCGUUCUCAUGGCGGGUUGAAGGACGCUCCCCGCGAGGGCCGGCCCUCCCGGGACUGUGCUGGAACCGGCCCCAAAUCUGUCAGCCGCCUAGAAUGCCAACAGGCCUUGUCCAACUGGAUCUCGAGCCAAGUGCCGCGGCGAAGCUCUUCGGAGGAGCGCCGCUGUGCCAUGCCGCCUCGCUACCGGAGCGUCUCGCAAGACCGCCUGGGGGACGCCCCGGCCUCCCGGGGCUGGCCUCACAGCGCUUCCCAAGACACUUUAAUCCAGUCCUCUGCACACGACAGCUGGAGUUACCGAGCUCGAUCGGAUAACUACCUGGUGAAAUACGGGCAGUCCUUGGAAGCUCUCGAACAAGGUGCUUUGAUUUCUCCUAGAUAUGAGAGGUGUAUGUGGUCACCGGACAGGUUUUACCGGCACGGGCAAGUUAAUCGAGCCCAGCCUAGCCACCCAGGUUCCUUUAUCCCUUCUGCCUCUUCCAGGGAUCCGCCUCCUGCACAUGUGCAGAAACACCCUUCCCAACCCAACCUCCAGAGCAUCAAUGACUCUGGGUAUAUUGGUUACCGUAGCUACAGCCCUUCGUUCCAGCGCAGGACUGGCUUGCUCCAUGCCCUGUCGUUCCGGGAUGCUACUUUUGGUGAUCUUCCGACCAUUAAUAUUUCCCAAAGGCAAGGAAACCACUCGACGCCACCUUACGUCGAAAGGCCUUUGCCCACUGCCGUGCUCCCAAGUGCCUCUGCUCCUUGCCCAGACCCUCCCUUGGGCAGUGGCCCAGAAAUCCCUAUGGACCAAAGACCAGCCAAGCAAGAGAACGGCACGAGGCCUCUGGAGCGGGCUUCUCCACCUCAGCCUACGGAACGCUUGCAGCCCGAGGCCGAGGAAAGGAGGGACGAGGUGGUUCUCCGGCAAAAACCCCCAACUGGACGCAAAAUGCCUCCUCCUGCGAGACAGAAGAACUUUGUCUUCCCGGAUGACAUGAAGGAAACAGACAUUUGUGAUCCCCCUCCGCCGGCGCUGGCAGCCGGUAAAGAUAACAAGCGGGGAGUGGCCCCAUUGGCUAUGCCAGAGGAUUCCCUAGCGUCCAUUCCAUUUAUUGAUGAGCCGACGAGCCCCAGCAUCGACCUGAAGGCAAAGCACAUCCCCGCCUCCUCUGUCGUCUCAAGCGCCAUGAAUUCCGCCCCUGUGCUCUCCGCCAGCCCUUCCUCGCCCACUUUCACCUUCGCCAUCAACCGCCAUUAUUCCCAGGAUUGCAGCAACAUCAAAGCCAGUCGCCGGUCUUCCUACCUCUUAGCCAUAACCACAGAACGCUCCAAGUCAUGUGAUGAUGGUCUGAACACAUUUCGGGAUGAGGGGAAGCUUCUGAGGAGGCUGCCGAGCCGGGUGCCAAGCCUCCGCAUGCUAAGAAGCUUCUUCACUGAUGGGUCUUUGGAUAGCCUGGGUACCUCAGAAGACACCCGGUCGAAGCGGCAUUCGACCUCGGACCUGUUGGAUGUCACUUUCAGUGACGUGAGGAAAGAGGGCUGGCUCCAUUACAAACAAAUCCUCACUAAGAAAGGCAAGAAAGUUGGCGGAGGCAUUCGGCAGUGGAAGCGGGUCUUCGCUGUCCUACGUGCACACUCGCUCUACUUAUGCAAGGACCGGCGGGAGGCUGUGGCCAUUGCCCCGCCCCCAGGUGAGGAGGAGCAGCCGCCAAUCAGCGUCCGAGCGUGCCUGGUAGACAUCUCCUACAGUGACACCAAGAGGAAGCACGUCUUCCGGCUGACGACCGCUGACUUCUGUGAAUGUCUCUUUCAGGCCGAGGAUCGGGAUGACAUGCUGGCCUGGAUUAAAGUCAUCAGGGAGAGUAGCAAAGCCGAGGGCGAGGACCCUGGGUUUGCAAGCCAAGCACUGAUCAAUAAGAAGCUAAAUGAUUACAGAAAAGUGAGCUCCUCUGGGACCAAACCAGACUCCUCCCCAAAAGGUCCUCGUGUGCCAGGGGUGAAGUCAGAAUUGCAGAAGCAACUAGGAGCAGGGCCACCCCGUUCUCCACGGCAGGAUACCAUCACACUAAGAGAUGACAGUGCCCACCAGAAAACUCCUUGGGGCAUCAACAUAAUGAAGAAAAACAAGAAGCCUGCUCCAAGGGCCUUUGGCGUGAGACUAGAAGACUGCCAACCUGCCCCUGACAACAAGAAAGUCCCCCUGAUUGUGGAAGCCUGCUGCAAGGUGGUGGAAGACAAAGGCUUGGAAUACAUGGGCAUCUACCGGGUCCCUGGGAACAACGCUGUGGUCUCCAGCCUCCAGGAGCAGCUCAACAAAGGAUCUGCAGAAAUCAAUCUGCAGGAAGAGAGGUGGCAAGACUUGAACGUCAUCAGCAGUCUCUUGAAGUCGUUCUUCCGGAAACUCCCGGAACCGCUGUUUACAGAUGAUAAGUACAAUGACUUUAUCGAAGCCAACCGGAUUGAAGAUGCCAGCGAAAGGAUGAAGACCUUGCGCAAACUGAUCCGGGACUUGCCAGGCCAUUAUUACGAGACCCUGAAGUUUCUGGUGGGACACCUGAAGACAAUUGCUGAUCAUUCCGAGAAGAACAAGAUGGAGCCCCGGAAUCUUGCUCUGGUGUUUGGUCCCACCCUUGUUAGAACGUCAGAGGACAACAUGACCGACAUGGUGACACACAUGCCUGACCGCUACAAAAUCGUGGAGACCCUCAUACAGCACUCAGACUGGUUUUUCAGCGACAAGGAGGAUAAAGGUGAGAAGACCCCUGUAGAUGAGCAGGAGGCCCAAUCAGUGCCGAAUAUUGAGUACCUUCUGCCCAACAUUGGGAGGACAGCAGCACCGGGGGACGCUUCAGAUUCGACCAACAGUGGUUCAGCUAAAUCAAAGGCUUCGUGGGGCUCCCGGAAGGAGCACUAUCACAAGGAGAUGCUUGCCAUCUCCUUCAUCUCAGCUGUCAACCGCAAGAGGAAGAAGCGGAGAGAGGCCAAGCGUUUCGGGAGCAGCACAGACGACGACUCUGAGCACGAGUCGGCCGCCAAACCAGCCGCCAAGAGAGACGAGGAGGAGGUGGGGGCAGAGGAGGAACCGAGAGAGGCAGAGGGGCUUGGGAGCAGCAACAGCAGCGGCAGCAGAGGUCCAGAGCCUGGUGGGCAGAGUGGCCCAGAGGGCUCUGUGAAGCUCGAAGUAGAGUUGGAAGAAAGGAAGAAGGCAGCACCUCGGGGAAGCCCAGAACCGGCCCACGAUGCCCGCUCCAUCGUGUCGGGUUACUCCACCCUGUCCACCAUCGACCGCAGCCUGUGCUCCGAGGUGCAGUCCGUAGCAGAGAGCCGUGGGGAGGAGGCAGACGAUGAACGGAGUGAGUUUAGCCACGUGGAAACGGACACCGAGAACGGUUUUGUGCCGGGGCAGGCCGGGAUGGUCCUGAAAGGAGCUGGGUUGGAGGCAGCGGCAGGAGGCGGAGCUGCCGCAGCCGACAAAGCGUUCCACAGCCGAGCCUCCUUCAGCUCCCACCGCCUCAUGCAGUGCGACACCCUGGCCCGGCGCAAGCUCUCACGGCCCCGCUAUAGCAGCGAGGCCUCCUCCAAAGGCAGCACGGAAGCCCCGAGCUCCAGCUCGCCGGGGAGUCAGGAGUCACUGCAGCCCACGGGGGCCGCCGAGGCCCACAGCCGGCCUUCCCUCACAGAGCAGCUGCGCCUCCGCUUCCGCGGCUCGGCUGAUGACAUGCUGGCAGUGCGGCUGCGCAAACCGCACUCACCCGAGACACGGCGCAAGAGGAACAGCUGGCGGCGCCACACGGUGGUGGUGCCCGGCGGCCUCAAGGACCUCAACUACAACGAGUGGGAGGAUCAGCAUGUUUUGGGGGGCCCCGAGGCCCGUCCGCUGGAUGCCACCAGCAGAGCUCCCCUCCGGGACAACAAAGACUCUGGGCUCUCCAGCCUGGAGUCGACGAAAGCUCGGCCUUCCUCGUCUGCGCUGGGGAGUGCGGUUGCUCCCGGUGGCGAGCAGCAGCACCACAAGGCCGGCUCUGAAGGGCGCUCAGCUCCCCGACGCACAGCUUCCUUGCGCUUCCACCAGUGCCUCUAGGGGGCAGGUGGGGGAAGCCCCUGGUUGGAGCAGCAGGGGAGGAACCCUUGCUUGGCCAUGCCAGCAGCCUCAAACUUCAGUGGAGCAAGAGUUUCUUCCCUGCCCCAGCCUCGCUUUCUGACCCCCUUCCCCCUGGUCUUAAUUUAAUGACUCUCCUGUUUUGUUACUUGUUAAUUUAUUUAUUCCCCUUCCCUCCCCAGGGUGGCAGUUGGAGAAAAGGAGGCGGGUGAAACGAGGGAAGGGGCUGUUUGGCUAGCCCAUAGGAAGCUCUUGCCUUGGUUUUGCUGCUGGGAGGCUGCCUGGGGCAAUGGGGGUGGCCAGCCCCCAUUCCUGCUUGGAAUAGCUUCUCUGGCUCCAGGGUGCUGGUCUGCAGGUUGGCUUUCAGGGCAUGUGUGUGAAGGAGAAGGCAGGCGGGAGGUUGUUCAGCAGGAGCCACUCCCUGCCCUUCUCUGCCUUGUUGGCCGCCCCACAUUUUGCCUCUUUCCCGAGGAAGUUCUUGGGAAGCCAGAUCAGAAAUGCUCAUGGUGACCAGCUCAUUCUUCCCCUUGACCACUGCCAAAGUUCUGCCGCUGAUCAAGCCCCUGCUCCAAUGCCAUUCUGCCUCCGAGUCCUCCUUCCCAGGGCACAAGAAUGCCUCGAUCUUGGGGCCCCCUGAAUAGGUCCCUUUAAAAGAAAGAAAAAAAGCCACCCCACUGCUCCCUCUGUGCCUUCUCCCAAGAUGAGCAGGUGAGCAACCAGCUCCCCAGUUUCCCACCUCCCUUGGCUUGGCCUUUGCAACACCCCUGCAGAGUUGGCUAGACCCCCUUCAGUUGCAGCACUUGUGCCCUGUGGGCAUGGGGUGGACUUGGCCCUGCACUUGGAAGUUGCCCGUGGAGAAACCAAAAAUGACAGAGCCAGAAACGCCCUUUCUAGAGGCAUGCGGCUUUUUCCACGCUGCUCUCCUCCUGCUUUAAGUGGCACCAUCCCGUUUCCUCCCCCACCACAAAAGCCACAAGGAGUCUUGUGGUCUCUUGAAAGUUCCAACCAAUUCACUGCUAGUCUUCAAAGUGCCAGAAAAUUCAUGGUCUUUGGGUUGCUUUUUUUUACCACAACAGGCUCCCAUGGUGACCCCUCUUGGCAAAAAAGUAAGAAUCAGAAGGAGCCUGUGGAACAUCUGGGUUCACCUUUGGGAUUAGACCUGUCCUUUGCCCUUCCUACCUAUGGGUUUCAUGCUGCCUGAAGCCUUACAGGAUGCUGCCUUGCACUGUCGGCGUUUGUGAACCUUUAUACAACUUAGCUCUCCCUCUGCCACUGAGAACGUGGGUGGGGGGAAAGUCCCGAUUGCCUACCUGUGUCUCUGCCCGACUCCUUGCCACUCUUCUCUUGUGACAGUUUGUACAAACCACAAGGAAAAAUACAGUGGCUUCGGGAGUUGAUCAGCCAAGUACUACCUAUGUUGGGUACAGUUCAGGGAUGCAGUUGUUUGGAGAGUAGAGGAUAAAGACCGUUAGUGUAAAUGGGAAGUUGUCUGGCUGCUUUUAUGAACUUGUAACAUUUCCCAGUAACUUUUGGUGCUAAAGAGGAUGUGGAGCACCUACUUGCUGCCUAUGUGGAGGAUUUCUAACGUAAAUCCUUUCUAUGUAGAUUGUUCCGCUCACACUCAAAUCUACCGUGACAUGCCCCCCCCCAAAAAAACCUGCAGUGCAGAGAGGCAAGUGAUAAGGCUGAGUGUGGGCCUUGUGUGAGUUGUAUUGUGGGUGAGAAGGAUGGACAUCAGGUACGGAGGACAAGCACAGCUGGUUCCCUCCCUCCAAUGCCCUGUGCAGGUAUGCCAGUUAAGAGAGUCUGAGAGAUUCCUUCAUUCCCAUGAUAACAUAUGUUGGGAUUCCAUUCCAGCCUUUGUUCCAGCAACAGCUGAAAUGCCAUAAUCCUACCAUCCUGUGCUAUGCAGUUGCCCUCCAAAAUACACACAAACUUUAUUUGAUUCUUGCUGGUGCUACAUUUCUUCUUGGCAAUGUCUUCCCCUCCUUAGUUUUCUCAGUAUGUUGGGACAGAAGUGAACCAAGAGUGCCACUUGUUUCUGUGUUGCAGAUUAGGGCAGAUACUCAUCCUUCCUGCCCAUAUAAUUUUUUUUUUCAUUUCCUUCAAGAUGAGAGGCCUCUUACAGAUUUGCUUUCACCUUGUGGUGUAAAAUGUUCCUUCUAGUCCCUGAUCUUUGUAGAAUCUCAUUUGUCUAUAUGGCAUGAGAGAGAAACCGGAGUGGCUCUUUUAGCGAGUAAAUAGGCAAGGUGCUAUUUUAAUAUGUGAAUGCUCUAUGGUGAAGUGUAGGAGCUGCCUCUGCAGAAAAAAGCUGCAGAGUCAGAAAACAGCCUCACCAAGAUAGUGGCUUUUCACUGUUGCACCCAAGCUGUAGCAGAAGCACCAUUUCCAGCGCCCAUGAAGUUUGGUGGGUGGGUUUUGAGCAAAUUGCUGCAUGCCAGCCUUACCUACUUGCCAGUGGUGUUAGCAGGCUUAACUGCGAUUUUGAGCUCCUUUAGAGGGCGAGGCAGCAUUCAAAUGUGUUGGCAGACGCUGGAUUUCAUCAUUUGGAGGGUGCAUUUAGAUAGCCAUCCUCAUCAUUGCAGGAUGAAAGGCAAACAUUGCUAUCAUAAUGUUUCUAGUCUCCAUAGCAACUUCUCACUGCUUGUAUAUGUCUGCAGGCAAAAUAACCUUGAAGUUUGCUACAAGAGCGUUAUCUUGCCCUGCCUGUGAUGAGAUCAGGGCAGCGUGUGCCAUUCCUUUCCCUGCUUAUUCACACAGCAGCCUUGUUAGGUAGGUUAGCCUGCUUCAGAUGAUCUUGCCAGGCUUCAUAAACCAUGAAGCACUCCUUCCUCGGCCGGCUCUUCCUCUUCCUCCUCCUCUUCCUCCUCUUUAACACUGGCUUUAGUGCUUUAUUCCUGACUUGCAUUGAGCCAAGGUUCAUUGUUAACACCAGAGCCAGGGAUGUUUGGCUGCACAUCAGUUAACAAAUCAUGAGAAACUGAAGCCUAUGCAGAGGGGAGGGAAGACAGCUUGUCUGAACCAAGCCAGUAACUGGCCCAAGUUUAUCCAGCAAGCUGUUUUGGCUGAGUGGGGAUUUCAACUCUGCUCUCCCAAGUCUUCACUUUAGCUCUAAAGGGUAGGGUAGUUCAUGCAUAUUCAUGUUUUAAUGAGUGCAACAUUAAGGUAGUGAUGUGUGUACCAAUGAGCCAUUGUGGAACAAGUUGCCAGAUAUCAAUCCAAGGCUAGGGUGUUUGGGUGGAGCCGAUUCACAGCUGCAGCUUUUGAGUUUGGAUCAGAAAUUAAGUGCUGGCUAUAUGAGAGGAAUCUGACCUGUAAGCGCUAGCAGUGUGCAAAUUCUGUAUGUGUCAUAGGUGCAAAUACUUUGGUGUGGGGUUCAAGGCACAGAUGGCUUGGUAAUCACCAACAAUGAUUAUUUAAAAAUCUAGUUUGUGUCCAAAGUGCUUUAUAUUCUGUACCUUCAUAACCACCCUUAUAAUUACUUCUGAGAAGGUAGUGAUUGUAGAGCAGCACAGGCAAAACCUGGUGGAAUUCCACCAUGAAUUGUGCUGUUUACCUUGACACCAGGACUCAAAAUAUCUGGCCUGUAGGAUCACAGUUUACUCCUUGUGCUUCCAGACCUGCUGUUCUCAUUAUUCAAUUCCCACACCAUGUAUGCAGCAGCUACAUGUACUACAUAGUCCAUGAUGCAGCACAACUCAGAGUAAUAGACUCAUUCACAAGGGCAUCUGGGGGCUACCUAAUGUUAAAAAUGUGCACCAGAGUAUAGAGGAGACUAGCAAAAGCCAUGCAGAUUCCUGUACACUUUCUGCUCAAAUUUAGCAAAUUGCUUCCACCAAAAGUGCAUACCAAACUUUGUCCACUAGUUCCAUUUUGGGUAGAAUCAGGCUGCAACCUUGGAUGUAAUCCUAAAUGAGAUGUGGCAUGCUGAGAGUGGCAGGCUUGGAUCUGGAAAUGGAACCCUGCUGGAAUUCUUACAUUUGUAGUUUCCCUCUCAUUUGGAAUGGACUCUGUUUUUUGCUCUUGUUUUGAAAACCAUAGAAUUCUCUAUACUAGAGCAGAGAGACUGUCACAACUGGAGAUUUUAUCUACGUGCUGUAGUGUCCUUUUGGUCUGGCAAUGGUUGCAGUGUUGGCCUCAAGUAUCUGGUAGAUGCAGAGUAUAAAAAAAUUAUAUACCUGACUGCUUUAAAAUGUCUAUAUGAGUUUUAGAACUUCAGAAACUCAUCAGGCACAUUGAUGACCACUUUUGCCUGAAAUGUGAAGGUUACAUAGGCUCAAACUCUGUCAAAUUGCUGAUUGGUUUCUGCAAUUGGAAGUGAGUGGUGAUUAUUAGCGCUUGCGCCCUCCAGCACUGACAUGCUAAUGGAUUCUGUGGAGUUUCAACAAAGGGGGAUUUUUCAUAAGACAAAUUCCAAAAAAGACUUAAAAGGACAGAAAUGUUGUUCAUGCUGAUAGGGACAUAAAACAACUGUAACACAAAACACCAAAAAAUGGAAAUGCCUAUGAUUUGUGAUACAAUUGAAUUAGCCACAAAUGUGCUGUGUGCUCCACACUCCGCAUUUUCUAAUGCACAUCUUACAGCCAUUCCAUUGAGGCCUUGAAAAGGGGUGUGUAGAGAUGUGGAAUUUAAAACUUAGCAAAGCUAAACUGUUUGCUACACUGUUAUGCAUUGUUCUUUUAUGCAAAUAUUUGCUGUAAAGUUUUAUUUUUCACUUUAUUUUGUAAAUAACCUUUAAAUGUGUAACAUAUGAUAAAAAGAGUUUAUAAGGAUUUUUUUUUAAAUGAAGACUCUUUUGUUUUGCUCCUUUAAAAAACCCAGUUAUAUUGACAGUGUUGAUUUUUUUAAAAGCGCCUGCCUGCCUGCAUGGUUUGUCCCUCUUCCCACCAUCACUGUGUUGUACAAUGUCAGACAUAUAUAUAUAUGGUCAAACGAAAUAACUGAAGAAACCCAAACUCUGCUUUGAGGACCUCCUCAGAAUUACAGUGAUAUACAUAUUGGAAAUAAACUGGCUUAUUCAGAGAACGUUUGCUCACCAUUUUUUUCCUUUCCAAAACAAAGAACCAUAACCUGAAGGCCCUUUUCGGCCUGAGAGCCACAUGUCCCAAGUAGGUGGGGCUAGAGACAGAAAGCAGAUGGAAGAGGCAGGUGUGACUUUCCUUUGGACACUAGGCUGCAUUCUAGCCAUGCAAAGAACAAGAUGCAUGUGCAUCUACACAAACACGCCAUCAUCUAGGUAUGAAAGCAACACCAGCAAAAAAACUCUAGGAAGGCUGCUGAGAAGUGUGGCUUGUGGAGAAGCCUGUGGGGCUGCAUUUAACCCACCAGGGCCUGAUUUUGUCCACCCGUGCUCUAGAAUACACAGUACACUUCACUUGGCCUGCUACCAUGCUCCACAAGUACACAGAGCCUGCAUGGGGAGUGGGGAGAAGAGCUCUUUCUCACAGUCCGUUAAUUUCGCAAAUACCAAACAGCACAUAGCUGCCAAGUUUGCUUUUUAAGGAAUGGAUUUGAAACAAAGCUUUAAGAAAAGAAGUGUCACGGGAAGGGGGGAAGAGUAUUUUAUUAAAGUCAGACACUCUGAUAGGAAACAAAACAAAAAAGGGGGGAAAUUAAAAAAAGCAACCUUCAUUUGGAAUUUUUGACUAACAAUGAUCACAUUUGUCACAGAAGAAAACAUGGCAUCCAUAGAAUUUAUACAUAGAACUCUACCUACAGAUAGCAGCAAAAAGAUUUACAAAAGUUACAGAUUUUUUUUAGAACUGUUGCUUUCUUUUAUAACCAGUUUUGGUGUGGUGUCAUUUAUAGCGUUGGUUUUUGUUUUUGUUUUCUUUAAAAAAAUCAGUUCACAAUAAAAUCCAUGCGAAGAGACACACAACAUCAUCAUCAGUCCUCCCUACACAGUGCCUAAAGGUUUCACUCUCUCUUUUAUUUUUAUCAUAUAUAUAUAUAUAUAUUAAAAAACCCUUUAUUAUUAUUUUUUCUUAAAAAAAAAAUCUGAAAACAACAACCAGACAAGUAAAGCGAGGCUCGUGGCAUGCAGUGGUGAUUGUUUUCCCCAAAAACACACACAGACACACUCACUCACUCAAUCAAUAAUACAUGCAUAGUUUGGUGCUUUAUAAUUUAUGCCUUUGGAAAAAAAGUUCAAAACCUUUUUCAAAAAAUAAAAAGGAAUUGUGGCACAAUUGUUGCUCACACAGCAGUUGGAUGAUGCCAUGACAAUCUCUCUCUCUCUCUCUCUCUCUCUCUCUCUCUCUCUCUCUCUCUCUCUCUCUCUCUCUCUCUCACACACACACACACACACACACAAAAGUGCAGCAACACACAAUGAAAGGACAAAUGUGCUUCAGACAAGGAAAAUGGAUGGAACUUAAAAGGGAAUGGGUUCAUGAAACCACUGUCUCCCUAACAUCGUCCCUUUUUUGUCCUAUAUUUCAUUGGUCUUUGAUUUGUGACAGUGUGUCCCAUGUUGCAAGCCUAGGGCGAUGCAAAACACUUUUUGCUGAUAAGGCAGAAAAUCAAGAUGAUUUCCCGUCGCCCCCUCCAAAUAUUCAUCAAAGUGGGAAGGCAUUCUCCUGCACAAGGCUCGCUUGACAUAGCACCUCUUCACUUUAAUGGUGCUCUGUCUCUCACAGCUAUUCUUAUUAGGGACAAAAGGCUAUCACUGCACCUUACCACACGAUAAGGCUAGCCCAUGCCCAUGUAUGCGCCAUUCCCUGCAUAUGGUAGUCUGCACAUCGCUAUGCGCACAGGCAUAGCAACAUGCAUCUUCACUUGCUCAGAGUACAAAACAAUGGGUUCUCCAAGGAGCUCUGCAUGGAUCCUAGGGUUGUGUUCAACAAAGUCACCCCAAUAGUGGAAGGACUCCCACCUGUCCAAGGCAAUUUCCUCUCCCUCUCUUCUCCCUGAAUAUCCCCUAAGCUCCUCCCCCAAUCUGCUCCAGAGGGUCGAGGAAAACUCCAGAACAGAUUUGUGGGGGGAGGCAUUGGAAGAGGGGGAGAGGAAGCCCAAUUGAACAAGCAGUUCUUAUGCUAGUGGAGUUAUUGGGAACAUUUGGUUUCCCCACACAUUGCUGAACUCCCAACUCCCAUAGCCUGGGUUGAUAGGAGCUGGAGUUCAGCAACAUCGGGGGGGGGGGCAAAGAUUCCCCACACCUGCGUUAACAUGAUAACUUUGUUGGAUACAACCCCUUUGUGAUCAAGUGCAGCCCCAACUGAGCUUUGGCAAGGCUGCAUCAUCAGAUAAUCCAAGACCUGUAAGGCUAAAGAAGGUGAAAACAAUGCAUUCAGAAUGACUGUAAAAGCUAUUGCCAGAAAAACAGCAUUCUCUCUCCCUUUUCCACAUCAACAUAGCAGGGAUCUAACAAAUGCUAACACUUAACAUCAACUGAGCAGUUACAACCUCUGUGCAUCAUGGGCAAAAUGUGUGGGAGCAUUUUCCGCUUCUCUGUUCUCCUGUAAUUUGGGUACUCAUUUAAAAAGUUUGUAUUUUUUCUACCCUUUAGUACUCACUCUCACUCAGCACUUAAGUAUGUGUUGGGUAGAGAUUUUGAUUCAUGCUAUGACCAUGUGUGUAGGCCUAGCAGAUGAGGGCUGUAUUGGCUUCCCAUCACUUUGAGUCUGAAUUUCCUUGUGUCCUGGUGAUUAUGUGCAUUGACUAAAAGCACAAAAAGGAUUUCCCUGCAGCAAGCUGUGCAUGCACUGCCCAAAAUAAAUUACAGAAAUUCUCCAGAUUAAAUCUGAAGAGAGGUGGAGCAGAAGGCAGGAGUGCAGAGAGCCCGCGGAGCAGUAACCGACUGAAAUGAGGGGAAAUCUACUAAUCCCUUAGUCAGAGCAGCUGUGGUUAAGUGAGCAGAGAAAAUGCUGAAUUUCCCUCUCCUUCCAAUGCAUAUUGAUGGGUGAACAGGGGUUUCUACAUCCACAUUAUUGAGUGUGAGUAAAUAAGCCAGAGCCGGCAGAUGAUGACACUUAAUCCAGAUUAACUGUAGCAGAAUCUGAGUGAUCCAAUGCUGUAAGGGCUCUCAAGCCUACAGUACCAUCUGUGCUCUAAAACCGUCUGUGCUUUAGAUUUUGCAACUCUGCAGAAGUAGCAAUGCCUCCGAUGCAUCCCUGCUUGUGAAGUGUAUCUCCACUUUUGAACUAAAGCGAUUGAUCGUUUUUUCUCCCAGUCCCUUGGAUUCUUACCCAGUAUUCCUGUUCUGCAGAUGAAAUGGCUGUUUACUUAUUACAGCCUCCCCUUCAUAUGCUACUCUCCAGACAUUUUGGACUACAACUUCCACCAGCCCCAGCCAGCAUGGCUGUGUUGGAAGGUGUAGUCUGAAGUAUCUGGUGAGAAUCAGAUUGAGGAAGUCUGCCUAAGAGGUGUUUGGCCACCUCAAGCUACUCCUU